UCCAGAUCGAAAUAGGUAAGCGUCUAAAUAACAAUGACUUAUUUACUCGUUGCUCUGGACAACAACAAAGUUAACGAAAAAAGAUGUCAGGACUACCAAGAGAAGUUAUAAAGUGGAUUCAGAGCCUUGACUUGACAUGGCAAAUAAAAACUGCAAAAUGGGAUGUUACAAAUGGUUACUUAAUAGCUGAAAUUUUCUCUUGGUAUUUUCCACAAGACAUACAGAUGCACUCAUACAAUAAUGGCACAUCACUAGAUUCUAAACAGAAGAACUGGUACCUAUUGAAACUGUUUAUUAAAAGACACUCUUUAGACAUACCAGAGGAAUAUAUAGAUGGUACCAUUCAUUGUAAGGAGGGAGCUGCUGCCAUGCUGUUAGAAAACAUUUAUGAAUUGUUAACAAACAGAAAAGUAAAGAAAACCCAGACAGAAGAACCAGAUUUUACAGACAAACUUUACCAAGAAAAACUACCAAUGCAUGCUAGAUCAACAGCAUCAAAAGCAGUGAAAAAUAACCUUAGAAUUACAGAAAUCAUGGCAGAUCAAAACCUUAUACUUGGUGCUCAAAAGUCCCAGAAAAUCAUAAAUGACCAUAUAGAGCAUAGACGACAAGAAAGAUACCAGAAUCCAGACCGAUUCCAGGUAAAACCAACACUUGGUGAACUAUGUGUACGGAGACCACCCCCACAACCAGCUCAGCCAACAUUUGAAGACAGUACCAUGGGAGAAUCUGCUGCUGUUCCUAGUCAAGUUAAUCCUGAAGAUUUACAAAGUAUGUCAAGAGAACCAAGUGUACAAUUUAAAGAAAUAGAAGUCAAUCAGAUGGACAAAUCAGCUCUUUACAAUAUGCCUAUUCAGGGCUAUUAAACCUAUAAAACUGAUCAACAUACUAAAAAUACAUAAUCAGGACCACUUUAGUCCUCCUAAACUGACAAUGAUGUGAGCACCUAAGAUAAUAGUUUUAUUCAAAAUUAAUAUUUGCUGUGUUCUAAGGAUUUUGUUGGUGUUAGUAUUGUCACAAUUUGCAUAUACAUGUAAUAAUAAGAAACUAUAUACAUGUAUGCAAACAUUCCAUUAAAUAGUUUCUUCUAUUUUGAAAAUUUCAUACAUGUUUUAGUUGACCAUACAUGUAUUUGUCUGUUGUCGAAGUCCAUUACAAUUAUUUUAAAGUUUUGUGGUAUGAGGAAUGUAAAACUACCCUAAUCCCCCUUUAACCAAAGGAGGACCAAAAGUAGAUAUUUUAAAAAGAAUAUUUUUCUUAUGCAGUUUUCUGUGUUGCUUAACCGUGCACUGUUUUGCAGUGAAUUACUUCCUGGGAAGAUUGAUACCUUGUAUCAAAUUGUAUUUUGGAUUUCUAUAUCUUUUAUGGACAUCGUUCUUUAUACAUGUUAUACUCUUGCAAAUAUAGGUGUUGGAAAAAAAUAUUCAUUUACCUUGGUUUGAUGCCAAAAAAAAGUUCUAAGUAUUGACAACUUUUUUGUUAUUUAUUUGAAAUAAUUUGUUUUAUAGUCUAAUAUAUUUGUCAUUUUAUGUACAUAUUUAUACAUUUUUAUCAUCAUAACAUAAAAAAUAAAAAGUAAAAUUUUA
This is a messenger RNA of Mytilus trossulus (common blue mussel), 1586 nucleotides long. RefSeq names its product spermatogenesis-associated protein 4-like. Gene Ontology annotation, biological process: regulation of cytoskeleton organization. Gene Ontology annotation, molecular function: microtubule binding. The transcript is spliced from 6 exons. NCBI's taxonomy places the organism in Eukaryota, Metazoa, Mollusca, Bivalvia, Mytilida, Mytilidae. Gene Ontology annotation, cellular component: axoneme. The record is from RefSeq and is a predicted model, not a curated record. Bases 84 to 866 code for a protein of 260 amino acids.